AUGGGCGGCAAGCGGCGCAAGCUACUGAUGAAGCAGCAGGCCAAUGGCAAGGCGCCCGCUGCAGGCAAAUCCUCCGCGCGCGCCUUCAUCCCCAACCGACACUCGGACAAGCCUCUCGCCGCCGCCGGUCCCUCGAGCGGCGGGCGGACCGGACGCCAGCAGCAGCAGCAACCCAACAAGCCCAGCAGCAAGAAGGGAGAGGAGCAGCGCCAGCGCCAGCUGCAGCACAACAUCGAGAACCCGACGAUCCCGUUCGACGCCGACGACCGCAUCCUGCUCGUGGGCGAGGGCGACUUGAGCUUCGCGGCGUCGCUGGUCCGCCACCACCGUUGCCGACACGUCACGGCCACGGUACUGGAGAAGGACCACGCCGAGCUCGUCGCCAAGUACCCUUCCGCGGAGGCCAACAUUGCCGCCUUCCACGGCGUGAAGCCGCCCGGGGCGAGCAAGAAGAGCGUGGAGCAGGAAGCUGAAGGAAGAGGCACCGACGACGAGAAUCCAAGGGACGACGAGGACGACGGCGAGAAUACAAGGGACGACGAGCAUGACGAAGACAACGACAAUGAUGAUGCUGCGCCCGCAAACAUCCUGCCGCCACCACCACCCCAAGACAGCGACAGCGACAGCGACGCCGACUACGACGCCGACGGCAACCACCGGCCCCGACCCCCCAAGACCAACCGCCUUCUCUACGCCAUCGACGCCACCAAGCUCCCGCCCUCCCUCGCCCGCGCCACCCCGCGCUUCGACCGCAUCCUCUUCAACUUCCCGCACGUCGGCGGCAAGUCCACCGACGUCAACCGGCAGGUACGGUACAACCAGGAGCUGCUCGUCGGCUUCUUCCGGAGCGCGCUGCCCGCGCUCGCCCCUGGCGGCUCCGUCGUCGUCACCGUCUUCGAGGGCGAGCCCUACACCCUCUGGAACGUGCGCGACCUCGCCCGCCACGUCGGCCUGCAGGCCGAGGCCAGCUUCCGCUUCCGCGCCGCCGCCUACCCGGGGUACCGCCACGCGCGGACCCUGGGGGUCGUGAGGAGGGCCAAGGGCAAGGGGGGAGAGGGGGAGGAGGCGAGGGGGGCCUGGAGGGGGGAGGAGAGGCCGGCGAGGAGCUUCGUGUUCGUGCGCAGGGGGGACGUGCUGAGGAAGCCGAGGAGGAGUCAGGAGGAGGGGAAGAAGAAGAAGAAGAAGAAGCGCAAGAGGGGGAGUGAUGACGAGGACGAGUCGAGCGAGGAUGACUUGGACGAUUAG
Molecule: messenger RNA, 1245 nt
Organism: Cordyceps fumosorosea ARSEF 2679
Lineage: Eukaryota; Fungi; Ascomycota; Sordariomycetes; Hypocreales; Cordycipitaceae
Exons: 1
Coding region: 1-1245 (414 amino acids)
Biological process (GO): rRNA base methylation
Cellular component (GO): cytoplasm
Molecular function (GO): rRNA (uridine-N3-)-methyltransferase activity
Source: RefSeq, a predicted model, not a curated record